Molecule: messenger RNA, 284 nt
Organism: Cooperia oncophora
Lineage: Eukaryota; Metazoa; Nematoda; Chromadorea; Rhabditida; Trichostrongylidae
Source: the annotation of a GenBank genome assembly
AUGAAAACUGUGUUGGCUUUUGGAGGGAGCCAAGCUCCUUCCGAUUUUGUAAACGGUGUAUCUGCAUGUGACGAGAGCAUUGUACGGACGUUAGGACAUAAUAUCGUUUAUCUAGCCAUUUCACGAUUCAAGUCACGGAUUGGCUUGCUGACUCCAGAUCCUAAGAAAGUCGACGAUGUUUUGGAUUGUAUCAAGGUAUCCGACGUUGUAUGUUUCUUAUGGCCCACAGACGGAGAGCUUAGUGAUGAGGAUCGUUUGCUUCUAACCAUCAUCAAGGCGCACGG